AUGGCUCACAAUAGCGAAAGUAGUAACAAUGGUCACUAUAACUCUCCUCAAGCCGCCUCAUUCAACAACAACCUAAGCCGCCAAGCGGCCAAGGGCAAGCUUUGUACCGCAAGUUCACUUCUCCUUUCUCCCUUCUUCGUAACGUCAGUCAUGUCCUUAGGUGUGCGGCUUAUAUCUGGAGUCGAAAUUGUUGAGAUAGCUUGCAAAGCCGGCUUCGACUCCCUCUUCAUCGAUCUCGAGCACUCCACUCUCUCACUCGAAGCCACUGGACAGAUAUGUCGAGCCUCAAAAAUGGCAGGAAUCUCGGCAUUUAUUCGCGUUCCUGCAGAAUGCGGUGAUGGUUACGUACAACGGGCACUGGGAAGCGGCGGCGACGGCAUCAUUGUACCGCACGUUCAGACGGUUGAAGAUGUACGCACUGCUAUUGCCAUGGCUAAAUACCCACCGCUGGGUUCCCGCUCCAUUACUCCUCAUCUUCUGAUCUCAAGAUCCGCCAAAAGUCCUCUAAGAGCGGCAGAGGUCUUGAAGGAGCAUGAGGUGAUCUUGAUGGUAAUGAUCGAGACGGUGGAGGCUCUUUCAAACAUUGAUGCCAUUGCGGCUGAACCUGGUCUGGACGUCUUGCAGAUUGGUUCAAUGGAUAUGAGUAUGAGCCUGGGAAUUCUGGGUCAAUGGGACGACCCGUUGUAUCAGGAUGUUCUGAUUACGGUGUCAAGGGCUGCAAAGAAACACGGGAAACUGUGGGGGAUCUCUGGACUGCCUUCACGAGCAGACAUAUGGAACUACGCAGCGGUCGAGCUUGGAGCUAGCUUCAUUGUUAGUUCAUACGAUGUCAACUUAUUAAAUCAAGCUGCUGCUGCAAACUACAAGCUCAUUAGAGAGGCGGGCGGAGGCGCUAGUUAA
This is a messenger RNA of Amorphotheca resinae ATCC 22711, 900 nucleotides long. RefSeq lists its product as hypothetical. Bases 1 to 900 code for a protein of 299 amino acids. Gene Ontology annotation, molecular function: aldehyde-lyase activity. Gene Ontology annotation, cellular component: cytoplasm. The record is from RefSeq and is a predicted model, not a curated record. The transcript is spliced from 3 exons. Lineage: Eukaryota; Fungi; Ascomycota; Leotiomycetes; Helotiales; Amorphothecaceae.